ACAAUAUAAACUCAAGAUCUUAAGUUUAAAUUGAAGUCAAUCAUAAUUAUGAAGGCGCCAGUGUUGGUUCUUCUUUUUGCUGCAUCAAUUUUUGCCUAUCCGUCGGUAAAGAAUGCCGAAAAUUGUUCUCCAGACAAAUGUAAAAUUGAAGAUAACUGUCGUUGUUCCAGUUCAAUAAAUCCUAUAAGUGACGAUGAAAAUCCAGCUCCCCAGCUUAUAGCAAUCACCGUCAGUGAAUCUGUUGUACAGACGUUGUAUGACAAUUACCUUAAUCCACUGUUUUUUGAUAGAAAAAAUCCCGACGGUGGCCCUAUAGGGCUUACGUUUUAUGUACCUCACGAAUACACUGAUUAUUCUUUAGUCCAAGAUUUGUAUGUUCGCGGGUAUGAAAUUGGAGAUCACUCUAUAACAAAGGAGCCCAAUCAAACGUAUUGGCGCGAGGCAACUCCUCAAGAUCUACAAGACGAGUUUGAAGGACAAAAAACCAUUAUUUCGACAUUCGCUAAUAUUCCAAGUAAAGAUAUUGUCGGUGUGAGAACACCCCAACUUCAAUUAGAAGGAGAUGUAUCUAUCAAUGCUUAUGUAGCCUCCGGUCUUGGCUAUGACAAUUCUUGGCCAACAUAUUCAACUGAACAAAUUUUACCAUAUACACUAACAUAUGCUUCUACACAAAAAUGCACAGGAACAAUGAAUUGUCCGAAAGAUGCUCAUGAAGAUUUUUGGAUUGCGCCGUUAACAAAUAUAAAAGGUGUUAAUGCUACGGAAUGUAAUUCUCUAGCAACUUGUCUCGUGCAGGGUACCGCUGACGAAAUUGCCGAUUGGUUAUUUGAUGAAAUCAAGAGUUAUCGGGAUAGUAAUCGUGCACCUCUAACGCUACGACUAGACUCCUACUGGUUCCUAUUCACAGAUAAUAGUUACGAAGGAUUCACUAAAUUUCUAGACAAAAUUGCACAAGAAGAAGACAUAUUUUUGGUGUCUGUUCAAGAUAUUCUCGAAUGGAUUAAAAAUCCCGUGGGGCAUAAAGACUACAAAUCACCUGUUCAUGAUGAUAGGACUGCAGAUUGCUUAGGGGUUACCUGCCGUCUAAAAAAUGUGAAUAAUGAAGACAGGUACAUGAAAAGUUGUGUGCCUUGCCCUCAAGUUUAUCCUUGGAAAGGCAACCCCCUUGGUGAAGGGUAAUAUUUCCACCAAAAUAGGUUCAAACAAUGUUCAAAAUUUUAAUCGAAACCUAAAUAUAGUGUAAUUUCUAAACCUGUAAAACACCAAUAAAUCUAUGACACUAAAUAAACACCCUUUUGAGA
Messenger RNA from Tribolium madens (black flour beetle), 1301 nucleotides. It is a transcript of the gene Cda8, whose product is annotated as chitin deacetylase 8-like. The coding region runs from base 49 to 1179 and encodes 376 amino acids. NCBI's taxonomy places the organism in Eukaryota, Metazoa, Arthropoda, Insecta, Coleoptera, Tenebrionidae. The record is from RefSeq and is a predicted model, not a curated record. The transcript is spliced from 4 exons. Gene Ontology annotation, biological process: carbohydrate metabolic process.